CUCCAACUUGUCGCCUACGAGCCGAAUCCAUUUCACUUUCAACCUCUUGGAAAUUCCUCCCAACAACCAAACGCACUGCAAAUAAUCCACCACUCGAUGGAAUGCUCAUCUGCCUAAAGCCUACCAGAUUCUCUUCUGACUUUUUGUCGCCGUGACCUCUCGCCCCCCUUCUACUACUGGGUGAAAGUGCCCGCUCUCGUCUCUCCCUCCUCCUCCUCCUCCGCCGCCGCCAGCCCACUGGUCGCACGACACACUUGCGCCGCUCUCCCCCCUCCUUCGAAAUUCGAAUUUCAGCCUCACCACAAUAAUGGGUCAACAACAAUCUUCAGAAAAGAGCUCGGGUCCAAGGUCAGGGACACCGCAAGCCGAGAGAGAUCGCAGGGUGAACCGGAGAGUCUCCAUCCAAGCUCUGUCGCAAGGCCGCUCGACACCCGUUGACCCCUCGGCUACCAAAGACACCGCUCUUGCGCAGACCACCACGACACCGCACCUCGAAAAGCCGGCCUUGCAACAGUACCUUCAAGCCUCUUCCUCCUCUUCUUCCUCGCCCGAAGCCAGCGCCAGAGGAGCCAAGUUGGUGGAAAGAUCAGGAUCUCGUGCGUCGCGCGACAACAGGCACAAUGAAUCAUUAUUAGAACACCGACCACGGCAACAGCGAGCGUCAGUGCCUGUCCCCCAGGCUUCAGGUCCCGUGGAUGUACCCGUGUCCAGGAGCAAACAGGACUCGUCGGCCGAAGAGCGAUUCGAGGACCACCACACUUCAGCAUACCAGGACCGGCGAUAUACUCCCGUUGCUCAGCUUCGCCCGCCACGUCUUCCGCUCCCCAUUGCUGAUGUUCCAAUUCCCGAAUCACCGACUCUGGCACCCGUCGACAAGGGUAACGCAGAUGUUCCCAUCUUUGAGACCGACGAGCCGUUGGCGGGCAUUGAGUCCCAGCUAAGGAGGAAGAGUUCAAUGAUUAGCACUACGACCGAGUCCGAGGAGGAGGUUGGCGAAGAGCUCCAACCGUAUGCGGUUGAGCCGGCCAAUGCCCAGACUGUACCUACCGUCAUCGAAUGGAAUCAUGGCGGUCAACGGGUGUACGUGACGGGUACUUUUGCCAAUUGGGAAAGAAAAUACCGGCUUCAUCCUAGGAAAAAUGGUACUGGAAUGUUCACAACAAUCAGCUUGCCCUCAGGCACCCACCACCUCAAAUUUGUCGUGGACGGUGAGAUGGUCACCAGCCCAGACCUGCCCACGGCCGUCGACUUCAACAACUUUCUGGUCAACUAUAUCGAAAUUGCGACCGAAGAUCUCGCCAAACAACGGCGGGAGAGUGCGCAACAAGGUAACCGGUCUUCGACUCUUGCUCCAGAAGAACACGAGCAAAGCGCAUCCGGUGCACAAACCCCAGAAGCCACUGACAUGGAAGAACUUCUCGCGGAAGAGAUACCUCCUGGAGACUAUCGCCAGCUGGUUCCUCAAUGCUUGGUGGAUGUUGAUCUGGCCGAAGACACCGACGAUUACAAUAAUGCAGUCAAACUGAUCCAAGAGGCACAGCAGCCGCCGGCCUUGCCGCUUUUCCUGAAUCGAUCCAUUCUCAACGGCGUUCUGCCAGUCAAGGACGAUAACAGCGUCUUGACCUUGCCGAACCACACAGUUUUGAAUCAUCUCAUGACCAGUAGUGUCAAAAAUGGGGUAUUGGCCACGAGUGUGACAACCCGGUAUAGGAAAAAGUAUGUGACCACGAUAUCAUUCAAGCCCGUCCCUCGAUUUAAGACGCAGUUUCAAUGAAAGGCAGUCCGGAAUUCAAUGACUUGAUAGAGCUUCGUCGGCGAUUUUCUCCUCUCAAAACUUGCACGGCUGUUGCAUUGGUCCCUUGGUCUGUUUCGGGCUUGGCUUAACGAUAUCAUGAUGGUACGGGCUUUGAUGAUGGCGUAUUCGAAACCAAGGUGGAGCCUGGGAUUUCCUCGAGCGCCGUGUAUUUGACUUGUCGCCCUGCGCCCGCAGAUAAUGCGAGUAUGAAAUGAUGCAUGGAAUUCAUUUUCAAA
Exophiala oligosperma is the source of this 2031-nucleotide messenger RNA. RefSeq lists its product as uncharacterized. The record is from RefSeq and is a predicted model, not a curated record. The transcript has 3 exons. Gene Ontology annotation, biological process: signal transduction. Lineage: Eukaryota; Fungi; Ascomycota; Eurotiomycetes; Chaetothyriales; Herpotrichiellaceae. Gene Ontology annotation, cellular component: nucleus; cytoplasm; nucleotide-activated protein kinase complex. The coding region runs from base 308 to 1774 and encodes 488 amino acids. Gene Ontology annotation, molecular function: protein kinase binding.